UGGGCGCGCGCUCAUGUGUAUGUGAGCGGGACUCAGGGCAGAGGUGUCCCCUCGCUGUCUUUUUUUCUGCCUUUUAUCCAAAGAAGAGGGCAGUUCGCACGCUUGCCUUCCUGUCGCCCCAUUGGGAGCGGGGUUGGUGUGCGCAGUGGUAGUCUUUUUCUUUUAAACUUGUGAGCGGUUUUUUUUUUUUGGGUUUUUUUUUUUUUUGGUUUUUUUUUUAAAGGCUCAGUGCCGUCUGGGCUGGUUUCCUUGGUCCCUGACUAACCGCUUUCUGCCCAUUCUCUAGCUGCCCCCGCCCAAGGUCUCCCCUCUGCCCUCGCCCUCGCCCCCGACCCGGGAGGGUGGGAAGCUUUGUCCCGCUCCCUUCCCACCCGCGUCUCCGCAGCCGUAGCCGCACCUGCCUCAAUAUGAAUGGGGUCAACGACCCACCUCUUUUUAUAAAAGAUAUUAAGCCCGGACUGAAAAACUUAAAUGUCGUCUUUAUUGUCCUGGAGAUAGGACGCGUGACCAAAACCAAAGACGGCCAUGAAGUGCGAUCAUGCAAAGUAGCAGAUAAAACGGGCAGCAUCACUAUUUCCGUGUGGGACGAAAUUGGAGGUCUCAUACAGCCGGGAGAUAUUAUUCGGUUAACCAGAGGGUAUGCAUCCAUGUGGAAAGGAUGUCUGACACUUUAUACUGGAAGGGGUGGAGAACUUCAAAAAAUUGGGGAAUUUUGUAUGGUUUAUUCAGAAGUGCCAAAUUUCAGUGAACCCAAUCCAGAUUAUCGAGGACAACCAAACAAAGGGGCACCUAGUGAACAGAAGAAUAAUUCCGUGAAUGGUAAUAUGGGUACAGGUACAUUUGGACCAAUGGGAAAUGGGGUUCAACCUGGCCCAGAAUCAAGGGGAUGCCAAUUUUCAUAUGCUGGUAGAAGCAAUGGCCGGGGACCUAUAAAUCCACAGCUACCAGGAACAGCUAAUAAUCAAACAGUCAUGACCACAAUAAGUAAUGGCAGGGACCCUCGGAGAGCCUUUAAAAGAUGACCUAUGCCAAAUACUCACAUGUAGUUUUUAAACUACGUGCCCUACUUGAACACUUAUUGCACUUUUAUUUAUUGUUAACUGUGAAAACUGUGUUCCUUAUCGGUUUCCUUUUAUGUUUUUGGUUUGUUAACAAGAGUUGUUUGUUUUUAUAGCAAAACUGUUAAGCUGCUCAAGCCUCCUAUUGAAGAAUGGGAACAUGCUGAAAAUUAGGGACAUUUAUUUCUAGAGCCAAAAUGUCUUUGGAUAUUCUCUAAAAAACCACCCAUUUCUUGGGUGAGUUACUUAAGACAUCAGCAUCAUAGCCUCUAUGAGUCUAUCUUCUGUGUACAUUUUAUAAUAUUUAAAAUAAGGCUUAGUGGGAGAUGUUCUCUGUCUUAACGUCAGAUACUGCCAACUGAAGUGAUAACCACCAAAAAAACAAAAACUUAAUCAGUGCUAACCAUGAUUUGUGAGUGAGCGUGACUCCAGGAAUGAUUGACUUGUUCAUCGAGUGAUUGUCAUUAAGAUUUUCCAAGGACCGAAUCAUUCUAAACUCUUGUUUUAUUACCAAAAGACAUAUUCUUUACCAGAAUUAUAGAAUAGAAUGUGAUCUAUAGUAUACCAAGGGAUUUUUAGAAGGAAGCUACAUUUAUUUUUCUAGGGUAGUACUAUCAAUAUUUGUUAUUAUCUAUGUGCAUUACACUGAAGGAAAAUUUAAAACUGAGGCCUUGAAUAUUUAUUUUUUGAAACUACCAUGUCAAAUAUUAAAGUGUAAUUUGAGGGAGUUAUAAAGUCUAAUAAACAUUGAUCUAAUUAUUGUUAAAAAUUAUGGGGAGUAAACAUAGCGAAGGCAAUUCAGUUGAAUUCAUGGCGAAAUAUACAGUCUUAAGUUACAGGGUCCUAGGCACUUGCAAAGCCCUGGAGUAAAAAUCCUAGGUACUUACUUUAUUUGAAGGGUGUGUGUGUGCAUGUGUGUGUGGUGUGUGCAUUGUCAAAGUUUAUGAACAGAAUUUACAAAGCCUUAUCAGCAAAUUUAAGAAAUGGCUCUCUCUCAAGCGAAUACAGCUUUAUUCAGAAAUGUAAAAGAAGAGUUUAUUUAUGUGCUGUAAAUGGUCCCUAGUUCCACUUUUUAUUGUAGGGUGGAUAACUGGGAAAAUUUUCCUUUGUUAGAAUUCAACUCUUUUUAUUAUCUCUUGAAUAAAAACUUGCAUUAAUGUUAACAGACCUACCUUAUUUUUGCUCUUUCAGUGGCUUAGAGUGGAGAGCCAGUACGUUUUACUGUAGCUGUAAUGAUGACUUCAACCUGUUGCCUACUUGGCUUUGCAUUUGUUGUUUUGUCCUCAAAUCACAAAGUAAUUGAAGUAGAUUUGUCUUCUGAA
Messenger RNA from Miniopterus natalensis, 2380 nucleotides. It is a transcript of the gene NABP1, whose product is annotated as nucleic acid binding protein 1. The record is from RefSeq and is a predicted model, not a curated record. Gene Ontology annotation, molecular function: DNA binding. Gene Ontology annotation, cellular component: SOSS complex. Lineage: Eukaryota; Metazoa; Chordata; Mammalia; Chiroptera; Miniopteridae. Gene Ontology annotation, biological process: double-strand break repair via homologous recombination; mitotic G2/M transition checkpoint; response to ionizing radiation.